This is a messenger RNA of Caenorhabditis auriculariae, 3243 nucleotides long. The record is from the annotation of a GenBank genome assembly. Lineage: Eukaryota; Metazoa; Nematoda; Chromadorea; Rhabditida; Rhabditidae.
AUGAGCGAUCCGAAGGAGACAUAUGACCAAUCGCCCGGAAAGUGAGUCAAUUUCUGAAAGAUUUACGAGCCAAUAAUCGCCCCCACUAUCGCGUUGAUAAACUCGGCAAGACUGUUAUGAUUGGCGGUCCUCUGGGAGUCUUCGCUCUCUUUUCGACUUUUUUCGAUGCUUUUUCGUUCUUUUGCCCUGUUUUUCAUAUGUCGCUGAAGGUUUUUUUUUGCAAAUAACAAAUUUGCCUAUUGUUGGAAAAUGACGUCAUAGCAUAAAAGUAGCUCUGCAAAUAAAUUCCUCUACUCUGGUUGUCAAAAAAAAAAAUGGAAUCGUGAGAAAAAUAAAAAAUCACCCUCAUAAAAGUCCGAUAAUAAGAUUUUUUAACAAAUAUAAAAAGAGACCUUAUUUUUUUUCUCCAAAUCGGAAAAGGGUUGCGGUAUUUUCUUAUAAAUCUUCAUCUUGACCACUUUCCUUUUUCCGUACUGAAUAAGACUUUCUUCUUACUUCCACCUUUUGUGAACUAGAGCUUUUGAGCGAGGUUUUAAAACAUUCAUAAGAAUGAAGUGGAACAUUUCUCUCUCAUUCGGUACCGUACCCAGUGGUUUGUUGCCUGCGAAAGAGAAGAUUCCGUUUCCGCCGCGUUUGGUGUGAUCAAUCAAAAUUAUCCCGCACCCAUCUUUUCUUCAGUCGACUUCUUUAUUUUUAGCGUCGACUAUUGAAGAUUUUUCUCCAAACUUUUGUUUAUAUAUUUAUUCUUCUAUCUUGUCAAUGACCACUAGGGAAAAGAUAAAUAAAAGGAUGUGGCCAUAGUUUGAUCUCGAAUAAUUAGCUUUGAAUUUAAGGAAAUCUAGUUUCUAUUCUUCAAAGAAUAAAACAGCGUUCCAGAGCUCAAAAAAAAGAAGUUAUAACAUGAGAAACUGCUUUUCGAAACUCCGCCCUUUUCUUUAUCUGCGCUCCGCCUCUCACAACACGUUUAUUUGUGUUACGUACCUACAAGAUGCCUAAACCUUCUGUCUUAUCAGUUUGGCCAAUCACUUCUUGUCCUGCAGUACAAAAAGUCCGUGAGACGUUUGUUCCUUUGUCAUCAGUCGUGGUGUUUUCUUCGAAAGGCACCAAACAACUGAAGAAUUUUCCCAAUGACCUUGCCUUUUAUGCUAACCGCCUCAACCUUGCCUUUCGGACUCAAACUUUAUUUUCAUAGACGGAAACCCUAGUUUUACAGCUUCAACCACGACGUCCAAGCUCCAAUGACGUCACUGCGCCGCGCGCUCGGCGCGUUGGCGAUUAUUUUCUUGCUUUCAUCCGCUGUUAAUUCAUCGAAAGGUGCAGACAUCGCGGUCUCAGUCUCCAAUCGAGCUUUUGCUCAUGCUUUCAAGGUAAAAACAGCGGAUUCGUGUCCAAAACUGUAGAUAACGAUCUUCAGAGAGAACUCAAAGAGGCGAGGGACGCCAUAUUGCGUCACCGUCCGGAAUCGCUGAACGACACGUACUUGACACUGGAAAUCGUCGUCGACAACAUACAGAUCGUCGAACUCCACAUGCCCCACUUGACCUACCAAGUGAGUCUGAAACUUGAUUAUUCUAUUUUCGCGUUUUCGCUUGUUACACUUCCAAGCAAGCAAAAGCUUAGCGGGUUCUAGGUGACAGGACCAAAGGCGCUCGAUGUGAAGAUGGCAGGCGGAAGUGCCCGCGGAAUCGGACUUUACUCGGCCGUUUACAAAACCAAACGUGAGGGACAGUUCGAAGUCGACCUUUCCGGCUUUUUGCUGACCCUUCCGCUAAGAAGUUCCACAGAUGGAACAUUGGUGAGGCUUGACUUCUAACCAAAUUCCUCAAAUAGUUAAUACUCAAAAGUUCAAAUUCCAUCAGUCACAAGACGUUGCUAUCACAUUAAAACCCUAAGUCCUUAAGGCACCCUUAUCUAAAGAAUGCAUCUACGUUUGUUGAUGAUAUUUCAAAAAAUUUGCGACGGAUAUUAAUUUUAUAUUCAGAGUGUCUCCGACGGAUGCUCAUUGGAGAUCGAUGAAGUCAACGUCGUCAUGACUCCAGCGAUUCCCGAUCCUAUUACGGAAAAACUCCGGUCGCGAGUCAUCAAAAACGUGGAAGAAACCUCCUGUCGUCAGGCCAGAGCAUUUGUAUCACGUCUUUCGAAACGAUACAAAGAAACUGUCAAAUUCACAGACAUCACUGAGGUUGGUGUUCCGACUUCCUAUAUUCUCUCACCACCAGUUACGUAGGGUUCGAGUCCGCCAGCCUUCGGAAUAUCCCUCUUCCUUGAAGAUGGUCUCCACACGACUUCCAACGCUGAAGACAGUUCCCUCGAUGAAAACAACGAGCACAGCAUCGUAAGACUCCAGCCCAUUUCUGUCAGUAUAUAUUACAUUCUCAGAGCGAGACCGUCGAAGUGAAGAUUGACGAAGCCACAAUAGCGGCUGAACUCGAGAAGCUCUACACGGCGGCCAACACAAACUUCCACUGGCACGUUCUACCCGAACUCGACGACUUGACCAAAGGCUGCAGCGGGCAAGUGGAAUGCCUUGGACUUCUAGAAGGUGAGCCACAAAAAAAACGUAUCAAAAAAAAAGUGGUUGGCGCAAAAUAGCGCCGAAAACACACAAUGAUCCAUCAUCGUCACCCACUUCUUUACAGGACAGCUCGUUUCGGAACUUCGUCAAGCCCCGUCCGUGAAGUUCAGCGAAGGCAUAGCCCACGUGACAUUGCCUCUCACGACGACUUUGACGCAUGGGUCGAGAAAUUUGUUCGCUGUGGACACCGACGUCGAGCUGGCCGUUGACAAGUUCUUUUUGCAUUCGCCGGAAGACGGACGAGUUGAUUGGUCUGCACGAUAUAGCUUGGUGGAGGCUAAGGUGAGCAUUGCUUUCUUCAUAGAACACCCGCAUUAGUUCUCCAGCAGUUUUUUUUUCGCGAAAAUAGUUUUAAAAAAGGUUGAAGUUUCAAUUUGAAGGUUACACGGGUGUUUGCUUCACGGAGGAUGCACUGGCUGGCAGAAACUAUCGACGCCUUGCUAGUCAACAACAAAGUCAACAUAGAGGUGGGUAUUUCUGUGAAGCGAUGUGACUUUAACACCGUGUUUCAGGACAUCCUCAACAAGUACCUUCGUGGAAGUCUUCCAGUCGAAGUACGCGACGUGACUUGGCGUCCAACUGUCGCUCGUUUCAGUCGAGGCGCUGUCGCGUUUCAUCUGCUGCCUCACUUUUCCCCUCCCCUUCACUUGCUCUCAUGGAAUCACUAA